This is a messenger RNA of Linum tenue, 4229 nucleotides long. Lineage: Eukaryota; Viridiplantae; Streptophyta; Magnoliopsida; Malpighiales; Linaceae. The record is from the annotation of a GenBank genome assembly.
GGCACGUGACACCCCAAAAAACAGAGAGAGAAACAUAAACAUUUAUUGACCUUCCUUCUCCGACCAUCUGUCGCCAGAGUUGCAGCUUUUUGGCGGUUUUCACUACUUGUAUAGCAGACCCAGAAGAAAAAGCAAAAGAAUGGUAAUAAAAAAGAAGGUAGCAGAAAAAAAGGUAAAAACGUGAAUUGGCACUUGCUAGGAGUCAGAACUCAGAAGAACAGAGAAGGAUUCAUUCAACCCUUUUCGUUAAAUUACCAAACUGACCUCCAACCAGCUGCUCACAGUCUCUGGGCAGAACCUAAUCUCUCUCUGCAAACGCUCUGCAACAAGGAACAAGCAAAGUUCUGCAAACAUACAGAAAGAAGGGGGGAAAAAAAUCUAAUUUUUAUUGAUAAUUAUUAAAUUGUUUGUUUUCGAAUCUAUCUCUAUCUCUCAUUCACUCGCCGUCCCCGUUCUUCUGUCACAUGAAGAAUGACUCGUUGGGCUCGUUUAACACACCACCUUCCUUCGUCAAUCUCAUUUACUGCCAAUUAUUACCCAACCUCUCAACACCGCUGCUGGCUUUACUACUGAUACUAUUUCUACUUUCUGCUAUUGCCCAGAACAGCAGUUCGUUUUUCUUCUUCGGUCGCUGUUUCAGCUACUACGGUCUACGGCACUCUUCCGUUCAGCUCAGCCUCUACGUAGCUCGGCGAUCGAGGCAUUAGGUUUCACGGCGUAGAGGGUUUUAACGUUUAUUAAGUCUUCGGCUUCCCAGCUUUCACGCUGCUUCCCGUUUGAAAAGAGAAAGAAUCCUCACGGCGGAAUAUCGGAAUACGGUGUCUGUGGUUGGAGGAAGACAGUUUGCCUUUUCUGGGUUCUGACUAAUACUGCUUAUGGGGAUGGCAAGUUACUGCAAUGUUGAAUAAUGGGACUGAUACAUAUUAUUGGAUCAUGAAACUUUAGGCGCAAAGGAACUCAGCUUUGGAUAGUAAUAUACGUACUGAUAAAGUUGAGAUGAUGGAUGGACGGCGACAUUCAGUUGACAUUCCAAUCUCCAGGACUCUUGUGGCGCUUAGGCGAGUGAGGUCGCUCAGGGACCCAUCAACCAAUUCCAUGAGCAAGUUUUCCACUUUACUUGAAAAUGUCAACUGGGAAACUACCUCCUCACACGAACUUUCCUUAAGACUCAUGAAUGAUCGUGAUGCAGUUGGUUCGUCUCCAGUUGGGUUUCCUGGAUUUGGGAAUGUGGCUCUUGAGCAACACAAGGAGGAUGAAGUUACUGAUAUGGGGGACCUAGCUGCGUAUCCUGGUGGGAAAGUUGCUGAAGAAUUGGAUAAUUGUGAGUCAAACCCAAAGGAGAUUCUUGUAAACCAACCUCUGAUUGAGAGAUAUGAGAGACAAAUGGAGUUGGCGUGUGCCUCGCCUUUGGAGGAUGUGGAUUCAACCAGUGAGCCAAUGGAGACCAGAGAUCCUCCUGCUUCAAGAGAGAAAUCCAGGCACAAAUAUCAUGUACAACCAUCUUCGUUGGGAGGUGAUAUUUUGAGCCGCGUGGGAAGUCCCAGCCUAUCCAUGAGUGAGGCUUUCUCUAGUCGAAGUGCAUCGUUGUAUCAAGAUGAAGAUGCCAACUUUGCAGUUCAAAGUGAACGUGGAUGUGGGAUCACAUGUUGCUGGAGUAGGACUCCUAGGUUGAGAGAAUCUUAUCCUUAUUCUUCUGGUGGAGAAAGCUAUCCUUUAUUGUCAAGGGAUGAAGCUAGCCCUCAUGGGCGCUGGAAAUACACAAGUAAUGAGACUCCAAGAAGUUUGAGUCAGAAGUUCAGGCCAAGGUCUUUUAACGAUAUGGUGGGACAGAAUGUUGUGGUGAGAUCUCUUCUAGGUGCCAUUUCUAGAGGCAGGGUAACUUCCUUCUACCUCUUUCAUGGUCCACGUGGUACAGGAAAAACAUCUGCUUCCAGAAUUUUUGCUGCUGCUUUGAACUGCAUAUCGCUCGAGGAGCACAAGCCAUGUGGUCUUUGCAGGGAAUGCCUUGUGUUUUUCAGUGGAAGGAGCCGGGAUGUGAAAGAAGUUGACCCCACGAGAGUAAACCGUGUUGAUAGAAUGAGAUCCCUUAUGAAGAGCGCAGAAACCCCACCUGUUUCAUCACGGUUCAAGGUUUUGAUUGUUGAUGAAUGCCACUUACUGGAUGAAGAGACCUGGUCAACAUUUUUGAACAGUCUGGAGAACCUUUCUCAACAUGUUGUGUUCUUGAUGAUCACCCCUGAUGUGGAUAAGCUGCCAAGAAGUGCAGUUGCCAGAGCUCAGAGGUAUCAUUUUCAAAUGUUGAAAGAUUCUGAUAUUGCUGUCAGGCUAAGAGAUAUAUGUGUUCAAGAGCGUCUGGACUUCGAGCAAGUGGCAUUGGACCUCAUUGCUGCUAAAUCAAAUGGUUCCCUGAGGGAUGCUGAAAUGAUGCUUGAUCAACUGAGUUUACUUGGCAAAAGAAUCACGGUGUCCCUGGUCUAUGAACUUAUUGGGGUUGUUUCGGAUGAUGAGAUGCUUGAUUUACUGGACUUAGCACUGUCGUCUGACACUUCAAACACAGUUAUCAAGGCCAGGGAGCUGAUGAGGUCCAGGAUUGAUCCUACUCAGCUUGUAUCGCAGUUAGCCAAUCUCAUUAUGGACAUACUAGCAAGUAAAAGUGAAGAAGAUAAUUCUGAAGCGAGAAAAAGGUUUUCUAUGAGACAUGCUUCUGAAGCAGACAUGCAAAGAUUGAGAAAUGCACUGAAAAUACUCUCUGAAACUGAGAAACAAUUGAGGAUGUCAAAAAGUCAAAGCACUUGGCUCACUGUUGCUCUUCUACAGUUGAGUUCUCUUGAAAAUUCUCUGGGUGCAAAUGAUUCGAAAUCAUCUUGUAGGAGUGCACAUGAAAAAGAUGGGGACUUCUCAAGUACAUCAUCUGCUGCUGAAAGGGAGAGUCACAAACACAUUGUCCCUUGCUCUUGUGGAAAAUUGCAUCAGUUGGGGAUAGAGAGGGACUGGGAAGCGACAUUAGAAUCUAUAUGGGAUAAGGCUACGCAGUUGUGCCGAUCAAAUUCUCUAAAGAGUUUUCUAAGGAAACAGGGGAAACUCUCUGCUCUUUCAGUUAAUCAAGACCUGGCUAUUGCUGAAUUACAAUUUCAUCAUCGUGACUCCGUCUCGAAGGCUGAAAGGUCAUGGAAGCUGAUAGCAAGUCUCCUCCAAUCAAUUUUGGGAUGUAAUGUGGAAAUCCGAAUCAAUCUUGUACUCUAUGCUCCCACGUCGAGGUGUGCAAGACUGCGGAAGCUUUCUUUUGGCUUGUUCAAUUGUUCUCGCAGAAUUCAGCAGAAGAAGGCCAAAUCAUCUCUUCCAUAUGGAAGUAGCGACUCUGAUUAUUCUGAUCUUACAUCCGAAAAGCCUAUGAUAAAGGACAAAGUUGUUUUACCAGAGAGUUGUCAUCACAGGCUGGAAAUGGUAAGGGCUCUACGAAGCGCCGAAGGAAAUGUGCUGAGCAUGGGGACAACUUCAUCUCACAGAUCAUUACUACAGGACAAUGCUGCGCCAAAAACCCCUGGAUGUGGAACUGAGUCUGUGAAAAAAGAGUGGGAGAGUAACCAUGACUGUGGUUUCAGUCAAGAUUGCAAAGAGGAUCAAUCACGCUGCUUUCCAAGAAAGCUAGGACUCCAGAGGAGGUCAUGUUCGCCUGAAAAUAACACUCGGGUGAUUUAUGUGGGUAACAAGCUGCAAGACAACAGCCUUCAGUUGCCUAUAUCCAAUUCAGAAUCUGCAGGAACUUAUGCCUGUAUUGACGGUGGUACUUAUGUCUGUGGCAGUGACUAUGACACCAAUAACUCCAAAAGUGAGAACGGGCUGAGAGAUCAGUCAGCUACCCUUUGCUGGAGAACGCCAGUAUCCCCCCGACGCAAGGAAUGGUGGGUGCCUCACGAGCGUCAGAGGUCGCCCUUAGUAGGGUGGGUUCUUCCAUGUGGCACGGCCAAGUAGUUGUAUGAGUAGUAAGUAACUGCGGUAGGUGAUGCAUUCAUAUCUGUGAAGAAACAUAAAUCUUCAGUUGGAGACGGGGGGAAGAAGAGAUUGAACACAAUAGCUCGUGCAUUUUUGUGUAUGUGUAUAUUCAACAACUAACUCAUGGACAAGAGUCAUAACAUAUCGAUUGUAACCCAGUUUAGCUGUUGCGGCAACAAGCAUUUGAUGAAAAUUCAUUGCCUUUGAUGUUGGCCGAAAUUGGAUGAAGUAGCCGU